This is a messenger RNA of Clunio marinus, 306 nucleotides long. The record is from the annotation of a GenBank genome assembly. NCBI's taxonomy places the organism in Eukaryota, Metazoa, Arthropoda, Insecta, Diptera, Chironomidae.
AUGCAUAAAGAUGGGAAAGACAGUUUUCGUAAAUCAAUCACAGAGCGCGAUGUGAAUGAUGGCAAAGAAAUCGAUUGGAAGAUAAACGUUCAACAGAAGCAUGGAGGUAACGACAUUCCGUUGGUUAGAUUUAUUACACUUCAACGAUCUGUUUCACUUAUCAAUCUAGCGCUUUCAUCAUGCAAUGAUGAUGACCAAGAUAGGAAAAAAAGAAGCAUUUGGCGUUUGUUAAACAAGACAAGACAAACCAUCAAAUCGAUUAAUGAGAAAGCAAAAGGAAAAUACGAAUCAAAGAUUGCUAUUUGA